Molecule: messenger RNA, 1785 nt
Organism: Dissoconium aciculare CBS 342.82
Lineage: Eukaryota; Fungi; Ascomycota; Dothideomycetes; Mycosphaerellales; Dissoconiaceae
Product: DUF1900-domain-containing protein
Exons: 3
Coding region: 1-1785 (594 amino acids)
Biological process (GO): actin filament organization
Molecular function (GO): actin filament binding
Source: RefSeq, a predicted model, not a curated record
AUGGCAGGCCGGUUUGUGCGAGCGUCGAAAUAUCGACAUGUCUUCGGCCAGACCAGCAAACGCGAGCAAUGCUACGACAACCUCCGCGUGUCGCGCAACGCCUGGGACACCAACCUGAUCAAAGCAAACCCGAAAUACCUCGCAGUCAACUGGGAGGCUGGCGGUGGUGGAGCUUUCGCCGUCAUCCCUCUCGAGGAGCGCGGGAAAUUGCCUGAUCAGCUGCCGCUCUUCCGCGGCCACACGGCGGUCGUCUUGGAUACAGACUGGAGCCCGUUCGAUGAUUCGCUGAUAGCGUCGGCGUCCGAUGAUGGAAAGGUCUUUCUGUGGCAGGUCCCGGAGGAUUUCGCGCUCCGGACAGAGGCGGAGGAGAUUGAAGAUGUUGCGCCGAUUGGAAAGUUGAGUGGACAUUCGAGAAAGGUGGGCCACGUGCUCUUCAACCCUGCAGCUGAAAACAUCCUCGCAUCAUCCUCGGGAGACUACACCAUUAAGAUCUGGGACCUUGAAGACGGCAAGCCAAAGCUUACUCUCAAGGGAAAUGACAUCUUUACUUCGCUUGCGUGGAGCGCCAAUGGUAGCACCCUGGUCACGACAUCUCGGGACAAGAAACUCCGCUUCUGGGAUGUUCGCCAGGAACGACCGGCAUACGAAGGACCAGGCCACGGAGGCGCCAAAAACAGCAGGGUAGCUUGGCUUGGUGAGCACGAUCGAGUUGUCACUACCGGCUUCUCCAAGAUGAGCGAGAGACAACUUGGAUUGUGGGAUUUCCGGGCACCGCAAGAACCGCUCGGCGGUUUCACUCCGCUGGAUUCCGGUUCCGGAGUCGUCAUGCCCUUCUGGGACGAUGGCUGCCAGAUGCUCUACCUUGCCGGCAAAGGCGAUGGCAACAUCCGCUACUACGAAUACGCACAUGACAAAUUCGAAUACCUCUCCGAGUACCGUUCUGCGCAGGCGCAGCGUGGUGUUGCCUUCUUGCCGAAACGCGGCGUCAACACCCAUGAGAACGAAGUGGUCCGAGCAUUCAAGACUGUCGAUGACUUGUACGUCGAGCCAAUCUCGUUCAUUGUCCCUCGUCGCGCGGAAACUUUCCAGGAGGACAUCUACCCGCCAACCAUCAGCACCAAGCCUGCCAUGACCAGCGCCGAAUGGUUCCAAGGCAAGACUGCAGUUCCCAUGAAACUCUCCAUGGCAGACGUCUACGACGGAAACGCGAAGCCCUCGCUCAUCGCUGCGGCCGACGUCCCUUCACCUUCAACACCAUCUGAACCCACUCCGUCGCCCGCCAAACCAGCUGCACGACCCACACCCGCCGAGGAACCUCGAUCUGCACCUGUCCGGGAAACUCCAAGCGUGAACUCCAACAAGCAAUCCAUAUCCGCCGCGGCCGACCGCUUCGCCGACCGAUCCGAGGACGCCGAGGGGUCCACCUCAAGCAAGAAAGACGACGACGACGCAGAAGAAUGGCAAACCAGCAGCGCCAACCGCUACGCUCCCACACGGCAGCCGCAGCAAUCACGACAGCCCGAACCCGCGCAACAAGAACGCGAAGCACCGUCCUCUUCCCCCCUGAAAGUCACCCCCGCCGCCAGCAUCAACACAUCGAAGCUCGACGCCGAGUCCGCCGCCACUCCCUCAGAAGACAAAGCAUCCCCCCCUACGGCCAGCGCCGCCGCAGGGGGUCUCCGCGACGUCCUCCACGACAUCCGAAGUCUGCUGCAGGGCCAGGGCAAACAGAUUGAGGAGUUGACGAGGGAAGUCGCGGCUUUGAAAGCCAAGGUUGGAGAGUAA